Messenger RNA from Solenopsis invicta (red fire ant), 1098 nucleotides. It is a transcript of the gene Dak1, whose product is annotated as UMP-CMP kinase. The coding region runs from base 106 to 762 and encodes 218 amino acids. Gene Ontology annotation, cellular component: nucleus; cytoplasm. Gene Ontology annotation, biological process: 'de novo' pyrimidine nucleobase biosynthetic process; CDP biosynthetic process; UDP biosynthetic process. The record is from RefSeq and is a predicted model, not a curated record. The transcript has 3 exons. Gene Ontology annotation, molecular function: ATP binding; UMP kinase activity. Lineage: Eukaryota; Metazoa; Arthropoda; Insecta; Hymenoptera; Formicidae.
ACGAUGUGUCUUUUAAAAAUGGCGCUAGUAUAACUGCCGCGUGCAUGCGAGGUAGGGUUGGACUGAUUAACGUGUGCAUAUGGACAUUGCGACGAAUUUCUGUACAUGUUACGGGCUCUCGCGGCCGGUGCGCGACGUUGUAUUCACGCGAUGUCUGCCGUCACGACGCAAAAGCCGGAGGUGAUGUUUAUCCUGGGCGGCCCGGGUGCCGGCAAGGGUACUCUUUGUCGCUACAUUGUCGAGCAUUACGGUUACGCUCAUCUAUCGGCCGGCGACUUGCUGCGCGAGGAACGCGUCAAGCCCGGUUCGGAGUAUGGCGAGCUCAUCGAGACGCAUAUUAGGAACGGCACAAUUGUCCCCGUGGAGAUCACUUGCAGCCUCAUCGACCGCGCCAUGCAAAUUUCCGAUAACCCACACCGCCGCUUCCUCAUUGAUGGCUUUCCCAGGAAUCAGGAUAAUCUUGACGGUUGGACUAAGGUGAUGUCUGACAAAGUUAUCUUGAAAGGCGUGAUAUUCUGUGAAUGCAGUCAAGAAGUUUGUACUCGGCGUUGCCUGAAUCGUGGUGCUAGUGGAAGUGGGCGCAGUGAUGACAAUGAACAGUCCUUGGUUUUACGUCAUCAGACCUACCUGAAAAACACUUUACCGAUAAUAGAAAUGUAUGAGCGGCAGGGCUUAGUUUAUAAAGUUGAUUCUAUGAAAACACCGGAAGAGCUUAUGUACUGGCUAAACAUUCCUUCGCAGAUGUAUAAUGAUACAAUGUAAAUGGAUAAUGGGUAAUAUCAGCAAUUGCGGAAUCUGAAAUAUGUAAAUAUCCUGCGGGACUGUUAAUAACGAUCGAUAAUGUAAAUUCUUUGAUAUAAUGUUAUAUAUAGUAUGCGUGUUAAAAUGCAUAGUUUCUAUAUUUAUAGAAUAAAUAUUUAAGCAGUGCAUUAUCAUUAUUAGAUUGUAUUGUGAUUGGACAUUUAAUAAUCGUUAGAAAAAAAUUGUAUUAAUGCGAGAAAUGACAAAAGAGAAAAUAUGGAAGAGAUACGUACAUCAUGCGUUUUUAAUUUAUAUGUAAAAUACAUUCGUAAAAUUAUAAAUGUAUCGAAUGUUUUA